AUGAAUAGCGCCUUCAAAACCACUUUAACCCACACAAACCCUAAUCCUCUUUCCUUCACCCUCAGACUCUUCCAUUCCACUCCUCCAUUGGAACGCAAAAGACACAAAUUUUGGGAACCUAGAUGUAACCAUUACUCGAGACGAUUUAGAAGGAUGCAGGCGAAACAAUCGUUGCUCCGUAAUGUAGCUUAUGCAGAAUUCAUGUUUCAGAACUGGAAAGAAGAUAUUGGCGAGGAUAACCCAUCUUCAAGCCGAGACAACUCGUGGUUUACAAAACAAUAUUCUCCUAAGAACUCUGGAAGGCACAAUAAUGACAAUCAAGGAAAAUAUCGAUACAGAAGAUAUCAUGAAUUUUGUGAAGAUGAUAUUGAUGUUGAAAACAUUUUCCGCUCUGCCUUUGGUGGGAAUCGAGUCUUCUAUUGGUCAUUUAUAAAUGAGGAAAAUCCUCAUUGGGGGAGGUCGGGAGACUUCUCUAACUAUGGUAAAUCUUGGAAAUGGAAACGUCAGAGUGACAAUGGAUUCGGCUCCUCAACUGGGUCCGAGUCUGAGUCCGAGUCUGAUAGUUUGCAUUCAAAUUUAGUCUCUGAUAGAUUAGCCCUUGGAUUGAGAGCUUCUGGUCCUCUGAAACUCGAAGAUGUGAAGAUUGCGUACCGCGCAUGCGCCCUUAAAUGGCAUCCUGAUCGUCAUCAAGGCUCUUACAAGGUUAUAGCAGAGGAAAAGUUCAAGCAUUGCAGUGCAGCUUAUCAAUCAUUGUGUGAUAAGUUGGCCAUAAAUUAA
This is a messenger RNA of Vicia faba (fava bean), 777 nucleotides long. NCBI's taxonomy places the organism in Eukaryota, Viridiplantae, Streptophyta, Magnoliopsida, Fabales, Fabaceae. The record is from the annotation of a GenBank genome assembly.